AUGCUUUUCCUCCCAGCUGCUGCUCUGUGCUGUCUGUGUUCAGCCCUGGUUGCCAUGGCAGCAGAUCUGACCCAGGACCAGUUAACAUGGACCAAGAGAGUUGGUCAAACAGUCUCCUUCAGAUGUGAAGGAACUGGCCAGUGUGAUAAUGAUUGGAUUUACUGGUACCAGAAGAAAGAAACAGAAACAUUCAAACUGAUUCUUCGGAUUGAUAAAAGUGAUGGUCAACUUGUGAAAGGUUAUAAUCAUCCUCAGGAAGAUGAUUUCUCAGCUGUGAAUAAACAGAACAGCUGGGAGUUGGAGAUAAAGAAAGUUAAAGUCGAUCAUUCAGCCUCCUACUACUGCUACUGCUGGUACAGUAACAAAGAGAUCGGCUAUUGGUACUACAUCUUCGGCUCUGGAACUAAACUCAUUGUCACAGAUGAGCGGGUAGUGAAGCCCGUGGUGAGCAUGUACCCAGCAGCAUCCAGACCCAACCAGGAGGGGAAGAGCUCCCUGCUGUGUCUGGCCUCAUCCAUGUUUCCUCCUGUGGUCCAGUUCUCCUGGAAAAGACAGAAGAAGGGCGGCUCUCUGGAGGAUCUGACCUCUGCUCAGGGAGAUCAGCUGGAGCUCAGAGAGUCAGGACACAGAGCCUCCAUCAGACUGGUGGAUAGAAAUGAUCUGUACACAUAUAAAUACAUCUGCUCCGUCAAGCACGAGGGAGGCAUAGUGGAGGACACACUGGAAGAAAGAGUGGAGGACAGAGUGGAGGCCCAGGCACUACAAGGGGUUCCAGCUCCAGCAGCCUCCUGUCCUCCAGAGAGAGAGCCAGCAGACCUGGCAGCUCUGCAGCAACAUCACUGUAAGAUCACCUGCUGCCUCUCUGCAUGGACAGCUCCAAUGUCCAAUGAGGACACUAGAACAACUUCACAGGAUCAAUCUGACACUUGCACUAAUUCAUAUCUGUGUGUGUGUGUGUGUGUGUGUGUGUCUGUCAGUGUCCUUCCAGUCUGAGUGCAGGGUGAAGCUGCUCUGUCUGCUGUACA
Molecule: messenger RNA, 1025 nt
Organism: Mugil cephalus (flathead mullet)
Lineage: Eukaryota; Metazoa; Chordata; Actinopteri; Mugiliformes; Mugilidae
Product: immunoglobulin lambda-1 light chain-like
Exons: 6
Coding region: 1-993 (330 amino acids)
Source: RefSeq, a predicted model, not a curated record